Molecule: messenger RNA, 5035 nt
Organism: Podarcis raffonei (Aeolian wall lizard)
Lineage: Eukaryota; Metazoa; Chordata; Lepidosauria; Squamata; Lacertidae
Gene: REXO5
Product: RNA exonuclease 5
Exons: 21
Coding region: 140-2431 (763 amino acids)
Cellular component (GO): nucleus
Molecular function (GO): exonuclease activity; RNA binding
Source: RefSeq, a predicted model, not a curated record
GCCUAGGCCGAAGGAAACGAUUGCCGAUCGAAAGCUUUUCCUCGAUUGGGAGCUCCGCUCUGCACCGCGCGAAGGCAAACGGAGGAAGAAGAUACAACACACAUACACACCCCAAGAAAAAAACCCCAACCCCAUACUGAUGGACGAAAUGGAUACAGCAACCCAUGUCAUGAAAAAGAAACGGCCCCGUGAAGAUAAUGAAAAGACAGAGAAGGUUAAAAAGAGAAGGAAGGUUGAUGAAAGCGAUGUUUGCCAAAACCAGCAGAAAGCUAAAAGUGAUGAGAAGCAGCCCCGCUUGUCUGCCGAAGUGUUUGGAGAAGACUCUGAAAUCAGCUACGACCAACUGUACAGAUUCCUCAAGUAUUCUGCUUUGGGGAAGCGCCACGAUGCAACUCAUCCCAGCUGGUGCCGUGUUCAUCACCGGAGGCGUCUGGCUGGCGUAGUGGUGGUGGUCCUGCGGGACGUCGGUCAGCUCCACUUCGACCGCUUCUACCUGCAGUUCAAGCAUCUCCGAAAGAUAUUCAGACAUCGCUUCUCUCUGCCCCCGGCCUCUGAUGACUUUAUGAAAGAACUUUGCGGCUUGGGAAUAAAUGACGCUCCACAGAUCAGCAGGCAAGUUACGCAGAAAAAUCCCAUAAUUCAUAAAUAUGGAGAAGAGGCCCAUGGGCUCUCCAGAUAUGUCCUUACUGCGGAGGAGAUGCGUCUCAAUGAUUACCCCUUGGAAGGCCUCAGCAACUGCAGCCAUUUUGUCCGCACCUGUUGUGAUGGCCCAGCGACAGACAGCAGUCCCCUCUUUGGGCUGGACUGUGAAAUGUGCCUCACCGAUAAGGGAUCCGAACUCACGCGAAUCUCAGUAGUGGAUGCCAGUGGUCGGUGCAUUAUGAAUGAGCUGGUCAAGCCCAAGUUACCAAUAAGAAAUUACCUCACAAGUUACUCUGGCAUCACAGAAGAGCUGCUUCUUCCUGUCACGACAACCCUUGCCGACAUCCAGGUCCGGUUGAAGAAGCUGCUGCCCUCUGACGCGGUUUUAGUGGGCCACUCUUUGAAUUUUGACCUUCAAGCUCUAGAAAUGGUGCAUCCGAACAUUAUAGAUACUUCUCUUCUUUUUGCCAGGAAGGGUGGCAAACGAUUCAAGCUCAAAUUCUUAGCAGAAGCAGUUUUAAGGAAGGAAAUCCAGCGCACAGACGGAAGCGGCCAUGAUCCAACCGAAGAUGCCAAGUGUGCCCUUGAACUGGCCCAGUAUUUCAUCAGCCAAGGACCCAGGAAGGUAGCAGAGCUGAACCUGGAAGCAAGACAGCUAAAGCAAAGGGAGACGGGAGAGGCAUGGAACGGUGCCUUGCCGCAGCAAAAGAACGGGGUGAGGAAACCCAUCCAAUGCCUUCUAGACAUCUUGCACUCUGUUGGUCAAAAAACAUUGCUUCUGGGACAACAGAAUGAGGGAGCUUCCUACAAUUGUCAAAAUCAGACUGGCUCUCCUAAUAAGCAAGUACUCCAGAGAGCCCUGGAAGAGAUUCCCGGGUCCUCCUUCAGCGUAAUUCAGUUUGCUUUGGAUUCUCAGCAUGCCACACCCAACCAGGUUGCAGAAACAGUUUCCAAGAUGAGGACCAGGCUGGCCAACAUGCUGACACUCUAUGCAGGCCCAUUUGCCAAAGACUUCUGCCUGAAGUCUCUGAAGAGAACCUUUAAGAAAUACGGCCAUGUUCUGUCAAUAAGGGCCAUCACAGAAACAUUUGAGCCCCACGUCUGUAUCCAGUAUGAAGUGCUUGAGGCUGCCCAGCUUGCCCUGGAGAGUCUCAAUGGCGCAGAAGUAGCAGGAUCCUCAAUCAAGCUUCAGAGACCCGUCACUGAGGAAACGCUCGAUUGUGAGGUGCUGGUGAAGGAGCUGGAAGGAGAUGCAGACAAUGAAGGCGUCCUUUACCUGGCAGGAUUGGGGAAAGCCCAGAACGAGGCAGGCUUGCGGGAGAAGCUGGGUUAUUUGAAAGACCUAAAUGCCGUUUUCCUGCCAAGGGAUCCCAGAACCGGAAAACAGAGGAAUUACUGCUUUCUCAAAUUCCACACACCAGAAAGCGCCUCCCAUGCUCUCGAAGCCAUAAGGGAACGGACAGCCAGAGGCAGCCAAAUGCAGAGCAGGAGGGCUCUCACGCCCGCGCGUCUCCACAAAUGGUUUCGUCACGUGAAUCAAAAUGGCGGGAAGCUCCUUGCUCCGCAGCCACCCCUUGAAGCUCAUUUCCUGGAAAAGGAACGGCCCUUUGCUUCGGAAGACGAUUUAAAGAAAGCCAUGAAGACAUUAGACCGUAGAAUCAAACAGCUGCAUCGGUGCUUGCCGAACCACACGCUCUGUGUUGUUUUGUUACCAGGCACAAACAGAGGCUCCGAAUCGUUCCAGGGCUUGGGCCUGCUGGGAAUCAAAGGAGAAAAGCCCGCCUCCUGAGGUUCCUGUUUGCCCUUCACAGCUUUUAACGCCCUGGUUUUGCUAAAAGCUCCAGUGAUUUCAUUUAGGCCCUGCAUCCUGAACACCAGCAAGUCCACACACACCCCAUUCCUUCAAUGUUUUAAAUAUUAAAAUCAGUCAAGUCAAAUAUGAAAGAAGCUGAUCUGGUUAUUAAUUCAGUAAGCUGGGUUCCCCCUCCACUCCACCUUCACUUAACCUCUGCUAACUGCUAACCAAAUGUUUAGGUGGGGGGAAAGAGCAUGGAAGAAGCCAAUUGGGUCUGGGUUUGGUGGAGCUGAGUGAAAAUGGAUCCCCAAAAUUCUCCCAUCUUGUUUUCGGGUGGCAUGGGUUGGAGUUUCACAUAAUAUUCUCCAGGGCAAGAGAAUUCUCCAGUACUUUGGGAAGAGGGUCAGAAAUGAGACUUUCAAAGAAAACCGAUUCUGAGAAAUUUCCACUCGGUUAAUACUGGAUAAAGCUAUGUUAAGAGCUAACACGCGGGUGGCGCUGUGGUCUAAACCACUGAGCCUAGGGCUUGCCAAGCAGAAGGGCUGCGACGGGUCCCAGCUCCUGCCAACCUAGCAGUUCAAAAGCACAUCAAAGUGAAUGUAGAUAGCUGGUGGGAAGGUAAACGGCAUUUCCAUUCGCUGUUCUGGUUUUGCCAGAAGCGGCUUAGUCAUGCUGGCCACAUGGCCCGGAAAAACUGUCUGCGGACAAACGUUGGCUCCCUUGACCAGUAAAGCGAGAUGAGCACCGCAACCCCAGAGUCGUUCACGACUGGACUUAACUGUCAGUGGUCCUUUACUUUUAGCUUUUUAAAGAGCCAACAUUAUCUAAUGGUUGGAUUCGAACAGCUGUAACCGAAAUUCACCACCCGGAUUUGCAGGAGGCAAAUUUUGAGUAGGAAGGAAGAGUUUGCCAAAUAUAUUCUCCUUGUGUGUAAAAUUCGCCCAACAAGUUAAGGGUUUGCUUAAAUGAGAAAAUUCUCAGGACAUUCUUCUCUAAUAAAUAUUGGCCUUUGUGUGUGUGUGUGUGUGUGUGUGUGUGUGUGUGUGUGAGAGAGAGAGAGAGAGAGAGAGAGAGAGAGAGAGAAAUUUAACAAGAAAUAAUGUUAACUGUUGGAAGUUUUAAACAGGCACACUAUCAUGUAUGUAACAAAAUGCCACCCACCCCCGGGGCCAAAAGGUGCAUAGACAAGGGCUACCCACCAAUCUCUGCCUCUUAGGUCCCAUAAUUAAGCUUUUCAUAAACGUUUGUAGCAUUUUCAACACACACACAUACCAUCCAGCCUGCAGGAAGUAGCACAUUUUAGAGCAAAACACUUAACUUUGCCCAUGGGAAAAUGGAAUCUGUGAUUCACACAUUUUGAUCUUUUUCCAUCUUCAUAAAAGGAAAGGUUUCGGCUUGAGUGGGGUGGAGGAACACCGGGGGGCGGGGGAAGAGAGAGAAAGAGAAACUCUUGCCGAGGCAGGAAUGUGUAUAGACUUAAUUAUUAUUAUUCAUUUAUUUCAAAUAUAUUUUGGAAGCCCACAUGACCAUAGCUCUGGUAGGCUUGCAGCCCAUUUGGUUCUAAAAGCAUCUUGAGCAAAGGCAGCAGCCCCUCUGAGCAUGCAUAGAUUGCCCUGUGCCCCCCAAAAGAGGAAAAAAUAAUGGGAUUUAAGAGCAAAAGGCCUCUUAGGGAAACAAACUAAUCUCUGAAUACAUGUUUUGGGGAGAAAAGAACUCUUCGGAUUAGAUUUGUUUUCAGGAAUAAGAAAUCAUUGAUGAUAAUACACCCAAUGCCAGCUCCAAGCUGGGAACAACUGUGGGCCGUCGACAUUUCCAGGCAGGGCUAAGAGCAUCCCCUCCCUGAAACCUCUUGAGAGCUGCUGCCAGUCCGUGUAGGCAAUACUGAACUAGAUGCAGCAAGGAUCGCUUCCUGUGUUCCUGGGGUUGGGGGCGGGGCCGGAAAUAGACUUCCUCCAGAGGAAGCAGCCACCACUUCCCCUUUGCCUAAAUGCUUGCCCUCCCUCUGGGCUCAAUCCUCACAACUGCCCAGAGAGAGAGGCCAAGGCAGGUUGGAGAAGCCUUUCCAUCUCCUCGCUGCUUCCACACUUGGAAUGGGCAACUGAACGGACAGUGACAAAGAGCAGGAACAACAGCAGGGCCAGUACAUUUCGUAGGUUAGCAAUAGGCCCCCAGGCGUGCUCAGCAAAUGCACCACAAAACCAGCCAUGGAUGCCAACUGCGAUCUGCCCAGGUAAGACUUUUGAUGCUGGUACAACUGGGUGUCUUGUCGUCUUUAGCAGAUGAAACAGAAAUCCAAGCUUUUGCUACCUCUGAAUUUCUAUGUGAGCCAAAGGAACAUCUGCCGAACUACCUGGCCAGGCUGCUGCUAAUAAAGACACAGGAAGGCCCCAGGAGAAGAGUGGAAAUCGUAUUCAGCUGGAGCUCAUUUCUUAGAGCAGAGAAGAAAUGGCUACUACUCUGAUUUCAAAACCAAAGGCUUGUUUGUAGUUGCUGUUGUUUUAAAACACACCCUCUUAUACAGAUAGUUACCAGCCAAACAGGGUUGACACUUUUAUCCAAGAGUCAAAUAUAUAAAAUUAAAGCAGAGUUUUUAUUCAA